AUGGGAGGCGGUCCAGAUUCCACCGGCUACCGCACCGUAGCCUACUUUGUCAACUGGGCUAUCUAUGGCCGCAAGCACCGGCCCCAAGACCUGCCUGUCGAGAAGCUGACGCACAUUUUGUACUCGUUCGCCAACGUGCGGCCCGAGUCGGGCGAGGUCUACCUGACGGACCAGUGGGCGGACACGGACAUCCACUGGGAGAACGACAGCUGGAAUGACAGCGGCACGAACCUGUACGGGUGCCUGAAGCAGCUGAACCUGCUCAAGCGGCGCAACCGCAACCUCAAGGUGCUGCUGUCGAUCGGCGGGUGGACGUACAGCAGCAACUUCAAGGAGCCGGCCAGUAAAGAAGAGGGGAGAGCAAAGUUUGCUGAGAGUGCUGUUGAGCUUGUCAAAAAUCUCGGCUUCGACGGCCUCGACAUCGACUGGGAAUACCCUCAAACCCCCGAAGAAGCCGCCGACUUCGUCUCCCUGCUGGCCGCCUGCCGCUCCGCCCUGGACGACUACGCCUCCACCGUGCCCGGCAACCCGCACUUCGAGAUGAGCGUCGCCUGCCCCGCCGGCCCGCAGAACUACGAGAAGAUGGACCUCCCGGGCAUGGACCAGUACCUGGACUUCUGGAACCUGAUGGCGUACGACUACGCGGGCUCGUGGGACCAGGUAUCGGGCCACCAGGCCAACCUGUUCCACUGCAACAGCAACCCGGCCGCUACGCCCUUCAGCACCCAGCGCGCCGUCGAGUAUUACCUGUCGACGGGCGUGGCGCCUGAUAAGCUUGUCUUGGGCAUGCCGCUGUAUGGGCGCGCGUUCCAGGGCACCGAGGGACUGGGGCAGCCGUAUAGUGGUGUGGGCGAAGGGACGUGGGAGAACGGCGUGCAUGACUACAAGAAGUUGCCGUUGGAGGGAGCCGAGGAGCGCAUUGAUUACGAGUCUGGCGCCACGUAUUGCUAUCAACCAGACACCAAGACGCUGGUGAGCUACGAUACGCCUGGCAUGGCCAUGAUGAAGGCCGAGUAUAUCCGGGAAAGAGGCCUCGGCGGUGGCAUGUGGUGGGAGAGCAGUGCUGAUAAGGAAGGCCCGGAUAGCUUGAUUGGUACUGUCGUCGAGGGUUUCGGCGGCGUGGGGGCGUUGCGUUGGGACGAGAACUGCAUCGAGUACCCGGAAACCAAGUACGACAACUUGCGCGAAGGCUUUCCGGGGAAUUAG
Molecule: messenger RNA, 1206 nt
Organism: Sordaria macrospora k-hell
Lineage: Eukaryota; Fungi; Ascomycota; Sordariomycetes; Sordariales; Sordariaceae
Biological process (GO): carbohydrate metabolic process; chitin catabolic process
Cellular component (GO): extracellular region
Molecular function (GO): chitin binding; chitinase activity
Source: RefSeq, a predicted model, not a curated record